GGAAGAAGUUCAACUGUUAUCAAAAACAAAUGAUUAUGAACUAUGUAAUGAAUAUCUUACAAAUUACAUAAUACAGUUAAACGAACAAAUUAAUCAAUAUCAAACAGAACUUACAACUCAACUUAGUUCAUAUUCAAUGGUACCACUAUCAGUCGAUCAAGUUGAUAGUUGUUUAAAAGAAUAUGUCGAUCAUCAACGACACUAUUUAUUAACAAAAAAUAAUAAACAACUAGCUAAACUUCAAGAUGAGAUUCAAGCAAAUAAAUUAUAUGAAACGAUUAUGACUUCCUAUCCUAAUUUAAUUUCAAAUCAAUUCAUUGAUCAGUUAAUUAGUAUACGACAGAAGCAAACACAAGUUUUGGAAGAACUUCUUCAGUUAGAAAUGCGAAUUCUUUAUAAAUUUUUACCACCUGAACUUGAUCAGUUAGAAAAUGUGGUUGCACCUAUUACUUAUAUACCGUUGAAUAAUGAACAUAAAACUAUUGAAUUGAAUAAUAAACGUCAUAAAAUGAUACAAGAUGCAAAACGUCAUAAAAUGAUACAAGAUGCAAAACGUCAAUGGUUACAUAUUUCGUUAUCUGUAUAUGAAACUAAAUUACAAGAAUACAAUCAUCAAUUAGAAUCGAUAUUAUUAAAUAAUACAAGUCUUCAAGGUACAUCUCUAUUAAAUGAUAUUAGUCGAUAUGUAACAUAUCGAACAAAUGAAAUGAAACAAUCUAUUUCAAGCAGAAUGUCUAUUUUCCGUAAUAAAUUAAUUCAACAUCGUAAACAACUAUCAUUGAAAAAUAAUUUUAUUGGUGUAUCACCUGAACCAUAUCUCGAUUUAAUAUCAAAUCCAUUUAAUAAACGUGAAUGGCAAUAUCUUUCACUUGGUCCAUCAUAUAUACGAACAAAUCAAAGUGCAAUUCGUCCUCGACAACAACAAGAAACUGAAAUUAAAAAUGAACAUAAAGACAUAUUUUCUAAAGUUCCAAAUAAUCUUACAGAAUAUCAUCAUGUACCAAGAACGCAUGCAAUUUUUGAAGAAUAUGGGAAUCAACUUCUUAAUUAUUUCAACAGUUGUUAUUUUACUCCCUUACCAUACAAAGAUCAUAUUGAAGC
Messenger RNA from Adineta steineri, 1101 nucleotides. The record is from the annotation of a GenBank genome assembly. NCBI's taxonomy places the organism in Eukaryota, Metazoa, Rotifera, Eurotatoria, Adinetida, Adinetidae.